This is a messenger RNA of Acipenser ruthenus (sterlet), 352 nucleotides long. Its product is annotated as synaptonemal complex protein 2-like. The record is from RefSeq and is a predicted model, not a curated record. The transcript is spliced from 3 exons. Lineage: Eukaryota; Metazoa; Chordata; Actinopteri; Acipenseriformes; Acipenseridae. The coding region runs from base 41 to 352 and encodes 103 amino acids.
UCUGUAUUGUUUUACAGACCUGGUCCUUUAGCUGCUCAAGAUGCCAGUUAGACAAGACGCCCAGCUUGAAAAACUGAUUGAUGAGACUCUGAAGAAGAGUGAAUUUCAGAGCUUGGAAGAGUUCCUGCAGGGUGACAUCAAUGAAGACGCAUGUCAGAAAUGCACCAAACAGUUCAUAAAUAAACUGGACAAAGUGAUCAGAAGGGAGCUUGAUAAAAACAAUGUUAAGAAUGCCUCUCUGGUGUUGUCAGGCCUGCAUAAGUUUGGGAAGACCCUGAGCAUUCAGGCAGCUGAUGGAGUCACUGUAAUGAUAAAGCAAGGGCUUGUUGAUAAGAUAAGUAUAAAGAUGUAA